This is a messenger RNA of Rhinopithecus roxellana (golden snub-nosed monkey), 2356 nucleotides long. It is a transcript of the gene ANKUB1, whose product is annotated as ankyrin repeat and ubiquitin domain containing 1. NCBI's taxonomy places the organism in Eukaryota, Metazoa, Chordata, Mammalia, Primates, Cercopithecidae. Bases 783 to 1979 code for a protein of 398 amino acids. Gene Ontology annotation, molecular function: protein binding. The record is from RefSeq and is a predicted model, not a curated record. The transcript is spliced from 6 exons.
CCCUGUGCUAGUGCAUCCCAAUCAAAUAUCUAUUUUUAAGGUUUCUUCAAUCAGCUGUACUUAUGUAAAUAAGAAUUCAGGAGUCAGUUGAUGGGGACCACAUCACAGAAGUGUAAUUUAUAAGUAGCAUUUUUGUAUCAAGUGCUUGAAGCUUGUCCAUACUUGCCUCAACCAUUGUCAAGUUUGCUGGUUUCCGUAAUAUAGGAAUAAGGUGGCUAUUGACUACUGCCUUCAGCAGAUAAAUAUUUCCUCCACUGUAGCUGGUGUCUGUGUUGCCUGAUACUGUGGCACUGUGGGACUAGGCUCUUCACAUUCUGCAACUUACUUUUGAGGCUAGACAGUGACCGCUGCCUCUGGCUAUUUUUGUCCUUAAUUGUGAACUGGAAUUUUUCCAGCCAUCCAGGAGGAUCUUUGAAAAAGUUGGGUAUUUUUUGUUUGAAAAGGUAAUUGUACAAUGAGGAUUUUCAUCGCUUUUGAAGGAUCUUUUGAACCAUUUGAUGUUUCAGCAGAUGAAACUGUGGAGGUUGUCAAGCUGAUGAUAAAGACAAACAAGGCAGGCGGUAUCUGGAGUUAAUGUAUGCUGGAGCCGCUCUAAAGGACAGUUGGAAUCUUGCUGAUGUUGGAAUAUCUUUCUGCUCAACUCUCAAAUGCUUUGUUAAGGAAGAAGACAAGCCUACUCUAUACGUGUUCAAUGCUGUAACUCAAGACACAAUGCCAAUAAUGGAGAGCACUUCCCUUCUUGAUAAAACAGUGUCUGAUCUGAGAACACUGGUAACUCUGAGAUGUGGCCUCCCUGCACAACACUUCGCCUGGAUGUCUGGGAUGGAUGGAAGGAAUUUCUGAUGGGUUGUCUCCUUGGACAAAAACUUAAAGUCCAACGCUACUUAUCAAAAGAAGGACCAGUACUCAAGUAUCAGAAAAGGGUAGCCCUGUACAUUGCUGCUUUUUGUGGAUACAUUGAACUCACUGAAUGGGCCCUGAAGCAGGGUGCGCGGCCCCACGAGGCAGUCGGUGUUCACCCCUAUAGAGCAUGGUGCCAUGAAGCCCUUCAUGCAGAUGUCUCUAAAUGCCCCAUUCAUGUAGCCGCAGAAGCAGGCCAACUGUUGAUUCUGAAGGCCUUUGUCAACUGCAGCGUGCUGUGCCUGGAAUGCAAAAAUGCAGCAGGACAAACUCCCCUGACCAUUGUGUUCAAACACAAGCAUAAAGACUGUGUAUUAUAUUUGCUCAGUAAAAUGUGGUCCACAGUUUCUUUUCCGAAAAUUUCAGUCCCAAUGAGGAUUUACAUUAAAAUAAAACAAUGGAUCCUCAGAGCUCAGAGUCACAGUCUUCAUAAAAGCCAGUUUUGUGGAGCAAGGGUCUUUGGGGCAAAAGUUGGAGACACUGUGAUGGUGGAUGGUUUUACCAAACCAAAAAUGACCUCCAAGAGCUGGCAUAAGGCUGGGAACAGUGACUCACAAAGCAUCUUGCUCAAGCUACCAUCUCUCAGCAAACAAACUGCAAGUAGCAAACCUGUGAGUCCUUUGGCAAUUUCACAGCUGGACACAAAAGAACAAGCCCUCAAAUUUCAUCCACUGGUGAAUGCAAGUACAUUCUCUGAAUUACAAAAACAUCAACAACAAAAUCAGAAAAAAAUUACUGCCACAGCUAGGAAAAAAGAAAAGCUCAUAAAAAACACGUAUCUUCCCCAAGUCCCCCUCCCUCCAGUUUCAAGAGUGGGAUAUUCACAUCCAUCAUUUUUCUAUGCAACACCCAGUGCUGACUUUUUACUGAAGUCCUCCUUCUCAUCUUUCUCAGAGCACAGUGGGAAGACUCCAAGGGAGAAUGCAAUCUACUGCUUAGCUGUGGCAAGUGCCUUUAAAGAGAAACGAUGGCUUCAGCAGUUACAAAUAGCAAGAGUCCUGGCCAAAAAGAGCAUUUCUAACUUGACCACCCGAGAAGGUCUGACAGCAUAUGAAAACUCUCUAGAAAUUGUGCUUUGAAAAAUCAUGACAACCUCAGUUUGGACAAAGACCUGAUCAAACAGAAUGUCCAGUUCUAAUGUUAACAUUUAUAAUAACAGUUCUAAUGUUGUCAUCUCUAGUAACAGUUAUAAUGCUACAUAACUUUUAAUAGGAUAUUUAACACCAUGUUUUCUUGGACUUCAUCAUGCUAACUGAAAAUUUAGUGCUAUUGUUGUAUAAAGAAUAUGAGGAAGAAUUCAGAAGAAACUGAGAAUAGUAGUAAUCCACAAAGUAGGGAAGCUGAGACAAUGGAAAACAAGGAAGUGAGAAUUUUUACAUUUUCUUUUUUUGUUUUUCUUUUUUUUCUUUUUUUAAGUGUUUUGGUUUUUUAAGCCAUAUUAAUGUAGAACAUAGUU